AGCGAAGAAGAUGGCGCAUGUGAUGAAGGAAUAAAAGGAGAUCUUACACGCCUCCUAGAUCAAGCGUGCUCGCAACCGUACGGGGGGGUGAUUACGAUUGUGUCCUUUUGGAGCAAGGGUGCGCUGUUGGAAAUUUGAAGUCGCCAACCAUAACCUCUCAAGCGAAAGUCGUGUCGGUCGCAAAGAUGGGUCGGUUUUCUGCGGCCUUGGCCGUUGUGAGCUUAGUCGUCCUGGCUUGCGCCCUCCAUGUCGCAGAUGCCAAGGCGCCAUGUCCCUGCGCACCUGGGWCGAAGCGCUGCUGUAAGGACGGUCCGUGCGUCAAGUGCUGCAAGGAUUGCGACUGUGGCCCUGGGAAGAAGUGCGUCAAGGGCGAGUGUCAGCCGUCCUGCGGCUGCCCCCCUGGACUGAAGCRCUGCUGCAAGGACGGUCCGUGCGUGAGGUGCUGCAAGGACUGUGACUGUGGCCCCGGGAAGAAGUGCGUCAAGGGACAGUGCAAGCCCCCUUGCUGCCCCAAGGGACUGAAGCGCUGCUGUAAGGACGGUCCCUGCGUGAAGUGCUGCAAGGACUGCGAUUGUCCCAAGGGGCAGAAGUGUGUCAAGGGACAGUGCAAGCCCCAGUGCGGCUGCCCGCCUGGACUGAAGCGCUGCUGCAAGGGCGGUCCCUGCGUGAAGUGCUGCAAGCAUUGCGAUUGUCCCAAGGGGCAGAAGUGCGUCAAGGGACAGUGCAAGCUUCCGUGCUGCCCCAACGGACAGAAGCGCUGUGUGCCCUGCGGUCCGUGCCAAAAGUGCUGCAAGGAUUGUGAGUGUCCCACCGGGGAGAAGUGUGUCCUGGGAGAGUGCAAGCGCCCUUGCGCAACCGCAACGGUCACACCUCUCGGCAAGUAAGCCAUGUCGGAAGUGCUGCAAUACGCGUUGUUGCAAAGGAUGAAGUGCUGCGUCUGUCUGCAGUAGAAAGGAURAAGCGCUGAGGGUGCUUGCUGUACGUGUUGUUGCAAAUCAGCUUGCUUACCUUAUUCUGGUUCAUAGCUGACCGCGGGUAGGUKUCCRUUGYAGGAAACAAUAAAGGAUCGAGGUUGAUCCGCAUCCGCCAUGAUUGCCACUAGGUUACCGUCUUCAGUUUUCAUGAGUCGUGACAAAAUAGAACUAGGCUCAUCACCGACAGCCGAGCCUCUGAAGUUGGGACUGCCAACACCGGGAGUCGUGGAUAAGGCAUAGUGCAGAGAGCGACGACCAUGCGUAAUUGUUUGACACAGUCAUGGGUGACCCUCUAUGAGGCUUUGACACGGCUGUACGUAAUUGAUUGGUAAAGAGAGGAGUCCGAGCCUGUCCCUAUUCUCAGAUUGUUAGCCUUCACCCCAGCAGAUCGAGCCCGAUCUGCUUUAUUGUUUGCUAACAAUGAAAUCAAUUUCUCAUUUUCGC
Messenger RNA from Chara braunii, 1418 nucleotides. Lineage: Eukaryota; Viridiplantae; Streptophyta; Charophyceae; Charales; Characeae. The record is from the annotation of a GenBank genome assembly.